AUGAUAACUGGGAACGGUAUCAUAUUUUUAGGUACAGGUUCUUCGUCGUCUACGCCCAAACUAUCCCACAUUUUCAAAAACUCCAAAAUUUUGUUAAGCCAAAAGAAGGGGGAACCCCAGAGCUCGGAGCUGAAGCAGGAAGACAUUGAACAUAUAAACAGAUUUGUAGACGAGUUGGUUACACAUGAUAUAGAAUGCAUUGAUCAGCUGAACGAUUUAUAUCUAAGAAAAAGGUACCCGGAUUGCCAUGAUUUAAAAUGCUACACUUGUUACGAUGCACUGAAUAGUAACUCUAAGAAUAAAAGAAAUAAUAUCUCCGUAUUGGUGAAGUCAAAUGACUCGUAUGUAUUAAUUGAUGUCGGGAAAACCUUCAGGGACAGCCUGUUGCGGAACAAGGACAAAAUUAACUUCUAUGAAAUCAAGCUAGAGUCGGUGCUGAUAAGCCACAGCCACACAGACGCGCUGAACGGAAUAGAUGACCUGAGAGACCUCCAAGAGUACAACAAAAUAACCAAUGGAGAUAGCUACUACUACACCCCGAAGAACCCAAUUGACGUUUACGUGAAUGAAGUUUCAUAUGAGAGACUGCGAAAUGGUUAUGACUACCUGGUCAAGAAGAGGAAGGAAAAUAUUUUUUUUUCCAAAAUAGCAGCACUUAACCUGUUAGUUAUCAAGGAUGAAAAGUAUAACAAAUUAAUUCUUGAAGAAAAAAUGGCUAAUCAGAUAAAGGAUGGUACAGUUGUGAUGCCAAAGCAGGACCAUAAAGGUAGUACUACAAAUAGUACACAGAAGAACCAAAUAGAUGGUGGGAACAUAAUUAAAAAGAAGGGAGGGUACGACGAUGAUGAGGGGAUGAAGACGAAGGGAAAGGAAAACGAGGAACAGAAGGAAAACCACCUCCUCAACAACAACGCUGAAGCUGACGAUGGUGAUGAUGAUGAGACUUGUGUAAAUAUACAUACGUACAACAAAAAAGAUGAAUACGGUUAUGUGUACACCAAAUUUGACAAAAACAAACGCAUCAGAUUUAUUCCAUUCCAACAUGGGCGUAACUACGUAUGUGUUGGGUAUAUCAUAGGAGAGAAUGAAAAGUUGGUUUACAUUUCGGACUGUUCCUAUAUACCACCCAAUGUACUGGAGUACAUAAAGAAGAUAGGCUCCACUGAAGUAUUAAUCAUAGACGCCCUUUAUUAUAAAGCAAAACAUUAUUCACAUUUUUCUUUGCACGAAAGUAUAAAAAUUGCUUUGCUUAUCAAGCCGAAGAAAGUGUACUUUAUUGGAAUGUCCUGCGAUAUAGAACAUUAUAUCACUAACUUAUUUUUGAAGAAAUUAUCGAAUAAAUAUCCAGACAUUUCUUUUUCCCUGGCGCAUGAUGGUUUGUUUGUACCGAUCAACUUUUAG
Molecule: messenger RNA, 1401 nt
Organism: Plasmodium cynomolgi strain B
Lineage: Eukaryota; Apicomplexa; Aconoidasida; Haemosporida; Plasmodiidae
Exons: 3
Coding region: 1-1401 (466 amino acids)
Source: RefSeq, a predicted model, not a curated record